GCCCGUGACAAAGCCUUACGUCGAAUUAGUGGAGAGCAGCAAAAACAGAAAGAGCGUCACGAUCGACAACUCAAAGCCACUAUAGAUUUUGAGAUCGGCGAAAAAGUCCUCGUGCUUGAUGCCAGGAAAUUGGGAACACGCAGCCAUAAGCUAACACCCAAAUGGAAGGGCCUGUAUUACAUUCAUUCUAAACUUCCAAAUGGCGCGUACAAGUUAAGAGAAGUUAGCGGGAAUAUAUUCUUCCUAGAAGUCAGCAACGCCAAGUACGAAGUUUUAUCUCCCGCCACUACUACGACACAUCCAUCCGAUGCUAUUAUAUUUUCGAACGGUACAGUGUCGAACAAGUGUACCGCACCACCUUCACCACCCUCGGCAGAAUCAGAUAUCUCAGUCGAGAUGAUUUCGUUUCUCUCCUCACCUAAGAAAUACUCGUGGAACUC
Molecule: messenger RNA, 440 nt
Organism: Dentiscutata heterogama
Lineage: Eukaryota; Fungi; Glomeromycota; Glomeromycetes; Diversisporales; Gigasporaceae
Source: the annotation of a GenBank genome assembly